Aspergillus calidoustus is the source of this 1095-nucleotide messenger RNA. The record is from the annotation of a GenBank genome assembly. Lineage: Eukaryota; Fungi; Ascomycota; Eurotiomycetes; Eurotiales; Aspergillaceae.
AUGGGGGCUCGUAGGAUUUCACUCACAACGACACUGCUAUCCCCUUUCCUGGCCCAAACAUGUGCAGCAGCAACAGGAAUCUCAUCAGAUACGAAUACUACAAACUUCAUAAUCACUGAUGAAUUCAGCUUCAGCUGCCUCCCUCUAACCACGCAACUCUCAGAUCCGAUCGUUUCACCGGGUCAACAGUCGUCCCACACGCACGUCGUGACAGGGGGCACCGCAUUCCAGAGGCGUAUGGGGCCCGAGACGGCUCGGAGCGCAGACGAAACGACAUGUGAGGUCGCGAUCGAUAGAAGCAAUUAUUGGAUUCCCGCGCUUUACCAUGCAAAUGCGAAUGCGAGUUCUAUUUCAGAUGCGUCGCGGGAGGGUAGUUUUGAGAUGAUUGAGUAUGAGUGGAGUGCGAUUUACUACCUCAAUCGAGCAUGUAAUCAUACCCUCGGCGCUACGACAUGUGGGGAGGGAUCGUAUCCACUAGCUCCGCCGGCUGGACUGCGCGUCAUUGCUGGGGAUCCAAAACUCGAGACGUACAAUGAUUCGGAUUUCUCGCAGCGGGCUAUCUCGCACAUGUGCCUUCAGCAGAAUGGGACAUCGAAGGAGACAAAGCAUCUUCCUCGGACUUCAUGCUCGAAGUUGAGAUCGCAAGUAUUCUUCCCUUCGUGCUGGGACGGGAAGAACCUGGACAGUCCAGAUCAUAAGAGUCAUAUGGCGUAUCCUGCAAUUGGAGACUAUAACGUGGGAGUCUGUCCGAAGUCACACCCAAUCGCCAUCUUUUCAUUAUUCGUGGAAUUCCUCUUCAAUACGGCACCUUUUCCCGAUUACGAGAAUUGGGUGUAUGCAACCAAUGAUUUCGUCGGAUACAGCCUGCACGGCGAUUUCAUCAACGGAUGGACGGACCAACAAGCCCUACAGCGGGCGCUUGAGACAUGUACGGGCGAGGAGUGGCUGAGGUCCCCAGAGUGCUCAAUCACCAAGGCCCAGAAGAGGCCUUUGACUCCGUUACCACUGGAACCAGAAGUUCCGGCCCCGAGAGAUGAGUUAGGCGCAAAUAAGCCUAUACCAAUACUGCCUGGUAGUCCGGAGCAAGUCCAUUAG